AUGGUUGCUCGCUUGCUGUUGGUGUUUUGCAGUGAGCCCUCAGCAGUCCGUUUUUCCGCAUUGCCGUCUCCCAGAAGUGAUGAUGUUUCGGAGCUUUUGACAAAGAAGUUGUCGGAGUAUGAGAAUGAGCAGGUGGAGAACUGGAUCAGGGCACAGCUGGUGGAUUUGGAGUAUUCAGAUGUUGCAGAUGCAGCGUGCAAGGCGCUUGCUGGUUACAGGAGAAAGGGUCUUUUGCUGCUCUCUUUUGAUGACCUCCUUGCGAUUCUCACAACCAUUGAGGACACCAGCAUUCGACAAGGAGUGGCAAGACUGCUGUACAACCUCAUCCAGAGAGGUGUUCCACGAACCGCACCCGUUCUGGCUGAUGCCUCUGACAUAGACAUAGAUUUUGCCCGUGCGUUGGAGAAGGCGGAGUUGGACGCAACUGGUCAAUUUUUGGAGACAGACGAGGGCAGUUUCAAGCAACACCAAGAUGCAGAAGUGUGGAAUGAUAGGACAUUCUACGUCAGGGACUGCUACAAGGAUAUUGCAGACAUCAUGAAUGCCACGCAACCCGGCACUAUGUCGCUUUUGGGCUCUUUGGGCAUCGACAAGUCCAAUUUCAUUGUCUACCUCAUCUGGGGCAACAGCCACGACGGGGCCAUGGUGCGGAGCCCACAAGCCCUAUACAUCAUGGAUGCCAGCAUUGAUGUGAAGAACGAAGUGCAGUGCCAGAGCCUUUGGAUCACCUCUGCGAGGAAGCCAGAAUCUCCGGCCUUCAACACAGAGCAUUUCAAAUAUGCCGACAACUGCUGCGGGCGUUUUUUUUCAUGGACUUUGGAGGAGAUGCUGGAUGACGAGGUGGCGAGGCUCCACGGAAUGCUCACUGGCACAGGACCUGUGCUCUUUGAACAGGAGUUUCACAACUUCAUGCAGGACAAAGGCAUCAAGAAGUUCAAGCUUCGAGCACGAUGCCUAAGUGAUGGUAGAGAGGAGGACCUUCUAUUAAAUGGCGCUCUGGACGCUGAGCUGGCUUCAGGCAAUCCAAAGGCGAACGUUCAACCCGAAAAAUACUACCUGCCACAGAAGCGCAACUUUCAAGGGAUUGAUUCCUGGACCUCAGAAGGAAUGUUUCAGUUGACCAUCGCAGGGAGCCAUCCUAUCAACUUUGGCAAUGCCAACUGUCAAGUGUUUAAGGUUCUUCGAAACCUGCAUUCAAACUUUGCCAACGGCAAAGUGCGGCUCUACUUUGUUGUCCCGGACUCCCGUUUCGACAAAUGGAAGAAAGUGCAGAACAUUACUCCGCCAGAGGCGGAAAGCAUCAUUGAACAGUGGGUAGUGUGUUUCGAGGAGAACCUUCCAGCAUGA
Molecule: messenger RNA, 1347 nt
Organism: Effrenium voratum
Lineage: Eukaryota; Dinophyceae; Suessiales; Symbiodiniaceae
Source: the annotation of a GenBank genome assembly